UCCAGGCAUUAUCCAAGAAUUUAUAAAUUUAUAAUAACAAAAAAAAAAAAGUAAAUUAAAAUAACUAAUAUUAGUAAUUAUUUAUUAAAAAAUAAAAUAACAGUCAAUAAUGCCAAGUCCUUUGUUGACUGAUGCCACUGAAUUGGAGCUUACUGGUCAAGAACCAUGGCCCCAAUCAAUCAAGCUCUAUCAACCAUACGAAGUAGAACAAAUUUUACUUCCUGAUAAUGCAAAUUGUUUAGCAGUACAAGCAUAUUUACACAUGUGCAAUUUGGAGUAUCAAAUUGAGCCAAGAAAAAAUGCUGAGUAUAUGUCACCAUCAGGAAGAGUACCAUUUAUUCAUUGUGGAGCAUUUGUCAUUGCUGAUUUUGAUAAUAUUGUUCAAUUUGUAACGAGAAAAGGAACAUCAUUGUCAUCAGAUCUUGAUGAAUCUGAACAGGCUGAUAUGAGAGCUUAUAUAUCACUUGUUAAUCAUGGUCUUGCUAAUGCUGAACAGUAUAUUUGUUGGGUUGAUUCUGUUACCAGGGACAAUGUCACCAAACCAAGACAUGGUAGCGUUUAUCCUUGGCCAUUAAAUCACAUUCUCAAUUGGCAAAAAGAAAGACAAGUUACUAAAAAAUUAAAAGUAUUAAGAAUUUUUAAUAAAACACUUGAUGAAAUUUAUGAAGAUGUUAAAAUGUAUUGUUCAACUUUGUCUGAAAGACUUGGAGGAAAACCAUAUUUCUAUGGUGACAAGGGACCAAAGGAACUAGAUGCACUUGUUUUUGGACAUCUUUUUACGAUUUUAACAACACCAUUACCAUCAGUUAAGCUAGCUGAUAUUGUUAAAGGCUAUCCAGAUCUUGUUGAUUUGUGUAAACGCAUCGAGAAGAGGUAUUUUCAACAAAAUGAAGAAUAGGGACAGCUCAGUUGCUCGAAUUUCAGAUACAUCGAGGUCCGUUACAUGGACUCUGACAGAUUACGACUUCUCUGUUUAGCAAAUCAACAAAAACAACAGUGUGAUACUGCUGGAAAAAUAUAUUGUUCAAUCAUGUAAACAAGUCUUUUUUUAUUUUUAUUUUGUUAACAUUUUUUUUCUAAUUUUUUACUAAUAUCUGCAGUUGGAUCUGAAGCUCGUGCAAUUGAAGUUGAAACUAUAUAAAUAAUUAAACAAAUUAAACAAAUUGUAGUAUAAAUAAAUAAAUUAUAUAUAUAUAAAAUU
Messenger RNA from Aphidius gifuensis, 1201 nucleotides. RefSeq names its product metaxin-2-like. Gene Ontology annotation, biological process: mitochondrion organization. NCBI's taxonomy places the organism in Eukaryota, Metazoa, Arthropoda, Insecta, Hymenoptera, Braconidae. The record is from RefSeq and is a predicted model, not a curated record. The transcript has 3 exons. The coding region runs from base 110 to 898 and encodes 262 amino acids. Gene Ontology annotation, cellular component: SAM complex.